AUGUAACCAUAACAGAGAAUGGGUACAGCAGCCAUGCGAGUACCAACUCGAAUGACUACAGCUAUGAGAGUAUAUUUAAUUCUCUAUUUUAUUAGAAUGAUCCUAAUUUCUAAUCAGUAGCAAAUACAACCAAUUUAAAAUUUGUGGAUAGACCUGUUACAUAACAUGGAAUUAUUGGAGUCAAACCUACUACAGCUGGACCUGGUAGAUAAAUAUAAGAUAAAUCAUAUUAUCUAAAUUAAUUGAGAGAAAAGCAAAAGGAAAUAUUUAAUGAGAUUGAAAGAUUCAAAAAAUAAUAAGAUGAAAUUUAAAAAGCCAAUACACUUUAUGUUUAAUUUGAAAGAAGGUAUAAUUUAUAUUAAUAAUAUAGACAUGAAGAAUUAACAAAAGAAGUAAGAGAUUUAGAAGGUUAAUUGGCUGAUUAUAAUCUUGCAUUUGAUAAAUGGAGAGCCAAUACAAGACCAGAAGAUAUCAAAAAUAUUUUUGAAAGAAUUAAAGUAUAAUUAUUUAUUUUAUUAUCUUUUUAGAUUUAAAAUGAAAGAUAAAGAUCUUAAUUAGAUGAUAUUUUUAUUGAAAGAAGAGGUUAAGAAGAUUAAAUUAAUUAAAUUGAAAAUAGAUUAAAUGAAUUAUAAUCAUUGGCUGAUAUGAAAUUACAAGAAUUAGAUCCAGAAUAAAGAAAUGAAUAUAUGAAUUUGAUUAAUGAAAAUAAAUCACUUUAAUAAGAAAUUAAUAAUUAAAAAGCAGAAUUAGAAGAAUUAAAUGCAAGAAUGUAGAAUGCAGAUAAUAGAUUGAGAAUGGAUGCUUAAAAAUUAAAAGGUUAGAUGCUAAAAGAAUAAAUAAAUGAAAUGGAUUCAAAAAAAAAUGAUUUAGAAGUUUAAUUGAAUGAAGCUAAUCUAACAUUCCCAGAAGCCAGAGAUAGAUUAUUAAAUAAAAUUAAAGAUGAUAAUGCUUUUAUUUAGAAUUCAGAGAAAAGAGUUAGAGAAAUUAGAAGAAAUAUAGAAAAUUAUGAAAAAAGAUUAAGAGAAUUACAAACUGAAUUAGAAGAUAAAAAAUCAUAAGAUUAAGAUAAAUAAAAAUAUGAAAUAUUAUAUUAAAGAGAUUAAGAAAUGACUGAUUACAUUAAUAAUUUUGAUAAAACAAGAUAAUAAGAAUUAGAAAAAGUAAAUGCUGUAGAAUAAGCNCUAAUCAGUAGCAAAUACAACCAAUUUAAAAUUUGUGGAUAGACCUGUUACAUAACAUGGAAUUAUUGGAGUCAAACCUACUACAGCUGGACCUGGUAGAUAAAUAUAAGAUAAAUCAUAUUAUCUAAAUUAAUUGAGAGAAAAGCAAAAGGAAAUAUUUAAUGAGAUUGAAAGAUUCAAAAAAUAAUAAGAUGAAAUUUAAAAAGCCAAUACACUUUAUGUUUAAUUUGAAAGAAGGUAUAAUUUAUAUUAAUAAUAUAGACAUGAAGAAUUAACAAAAGAAGUAAGAGAUUUAGAAGGUUAAUUGGCUGAUUAUAAUCUUGCAUUUGAUAAAUGGAGAGCCAAUACAAGACCAGAAGAUAUCAAAAAUAUUUUUGAAAGAAUUAAAGUAUAAUUAUUUAUUUUAUUAUCUUUUUAGAUUUAAAAUGAAAGAUAAAGAUCUUAAUUAGAUGAUAUUUUUAUUGAAAGAAGAGGUUAAGAAGAUUAAAUUAAUUAAAUUGAAAAUAGAUUAAAUGAAUUAUAAUCAUUGGCUGAUAUGAAAUUACAAGAAUUAGAUCCAGAAUAAAGAAAUGAAUAUAUGAAUUUGAUUAAUGAAAAUAAAUCACUUUAAUAAGAAAUUAAUAAUUAAAAAGCAGAAUUAGAAGAAUUAAAUGCAAGAAUGUAGAAUGCAGAUAAUAGAUUGAGAAUGGAUGCUUAAAAAUUAAAAGGUUAGAUGCUAAAAGAAUAAAUAAAUGAAAUGGAUUCAAAAAAAAAUGAUUUAGAAGUUUAAUUGAAUGAAGCUAAUCUAACAUUCCCAGAAGCCAGAGAUAGAUUAUUAAAUAAAAUUAAAGAUGAUAAUGCUUUUAUUUAGAAUUCAGAGAAAAGAGUUAGAGAAAUUAGAAGAAAUAUAGAAAAUUAUGAAAAAAGAUUAAGAGAAUUACAAACUGAAUUAGAAGAUAAAAAAUCAUAAGAUUAAGAUAAAUAAAAAUAUGAAAUAUUAUAUUAAAGAGAUUAAGAAAUGACUGAUUACAUUAAUAAUUUUGAUAAAACAAGAUAAUAAGAAUUAGAAAAAGUAAAUGCUGUAGAAUAAGCUAUUGUUGAAUUAUUAGGAUAAUCUUCAAAAAUUGUAUAAGAUAUUAAAACUAUACCCUCUUUAACAGAUUAUGCUGGUUUAACAGCUGAAGUUGAUUAUAAAGAUAAUUAAGUCAAAGACUCUGAAAUGACACUCAAGAAAUUAUAAGGAGUCUAUGAAUAAACAGUCUAAGAUUUAAAAAAGAUUGAAAGAGCUGAAGAAUAAUUACCAAUUGAAUUACAAUAAUAUAAAUCUAAAUGUAAAUAAAUGUAAGAUGAAAUUGAUUCUAAAUUUAACAAAAUUGAUGAAUAUAAGGUUAAAGCUCAAGAUAAAAAGCUUAAAUUAGAAAAUCAAAAAAAGGAAUUACUUAGACUUAAAGAUGAUUUUACUGCAUAAGUAAAUAUAGAAAUCAUAUUUCUAGAGUCAAAAUAUGAAACAUGAAUUUGAUGUCAAAGAAAAAAAAUACACUAUGCAUGAAUAAUACAAUACUUUAGCUGAUUUAGAAAAGAAAGUGUCUUAAUUAGAAUCAUAAGCUAAUACUUUCUAGAUGUUUAUUGAAACCAAAUCCAAAGAUAUGAAUUUUGAAUAGUUAAAGAAAGAAUGUAUGGAUAUAAUGGAUAAAAUUAAUAAGGUUUUAUGUAAGACUUGAAA
Messenger RNA from Paramecium pentaurelia, 2883 nucleotides. The record is from the annotation of a GenBank genome assembly. Lineage: Eukaryota; Ciliophora; Oligohymenophorea; Peniculida; Parameciidae.